Messenger RNA from Marmota monax (woodchuck), 5736 nucleotides. RefSeq names its product coenzyme Q3, methyltransferase (gene Coq3). NCBI's taxonomy places the organism in Eukaryota, Metazoa, Chordata, Mammalia, Rodentia, Sciuridae. Gene Ontology annotation, biological process: ubiquinone biosynthetic process. The record is from RefSeq and is a predicted model, not a curated record. The transcript is spliced from 7 exons. The coding region runs from base 4409 to 5617 and encodes 402 amino acids. Gene Ontology annotation, molecular function: 2-methoxy-6-polyprenyl-1,4-benzoquinol methyltransferase activity.
CAAAGUUUGUAAAUUGUGCCCAUGGACUUUUGUCAAUUUCUAACUUUAAGGGUAUGGAAGAGGGCCAGAAAUAGACCUUUACUUUUCAUUUGGAAGGAUUUAAUCAGCUUUCUAAAUUUCCUAUUUUGGGGAUUUUCAAGUAAUAUAUUCUCUAUGUGUAUUAAAUAAUGGUUUACUCCUGUAAAAUGAAAUUGCUAGAAUCAAUCAAGCCAGUGCACCAGUAGUUAUUUGUAAUGAAUGAUUGUAUUUGACAUUAAUGGUCAACUCUGGAACUAUAUUUUACAGUCCACUUCUGUUUUACAAGUAUAUUUAAACACCUUGGGGUUACUAUAGAUAAUAAGACUUACAAUUCAGUAUAUUUAUUUAUAUUUUUAAAGUAUAAUAUGACCUCAACUCAGUGGAGAAAUGGUGUUUAUGCAGGUUUGUGUCAAUUACAUAACAUUAAAAUUGUCUGAUUUUUGUCAGUUAAUGGUAAUUAUGAUCAUUGGGGUGGUUUACUUUAAGGCAGCCAACUUAUAAGAAGAAUGGGGCUCUCAAGGCAUUUUAACUUAAGUGCUCAACUGUUUUCAGGGUCCAUUUUUUAUUUUUAGGCACUUAUGCAGUGAUAGAUGAAUCUCUGAAAAAUGCUUUUAAAUUUUAAUUUUAAAAAGAAAAAGCAAGUGCAGAACACAAAAGUGUUUUAAAGUAUGCCUUCUUUACCAGCAAUAGUUCAUUUGAAAAAUAAUGCCAGAUUUUUGCCAAGGUCAGUGUUUCCUCACAAUGAAGAUAAAAAUAGAUCUGUAUAGUGCUCCUGUACCUCUACAUAGUUUCUUAAAUAAUUUUGAGCAGUUACGCAUUUAUCUAAAGGAAAUAAAUCAACUGUGAAUAAAUGCAUGUUUACCAAAAUGGCUGUUUACAGUGCAUUUAGUUCUUAUAAAGUUGACAUUUCACAGAAUAACUUAGUUUGAAAUUCUAUAUAGUUUAAACAUCAGUCAUAUUUGGAGACAAAGGAAAAUGUGCAAUAUUUUAUAUGUAGGUAAGCUAAUUGAAGUGUACCUAAUUGGAUUAUCUGAUUAAUUUGUAAUAGAUAAGUUGUAUAACAUUUUCAUAUCUUAAGAUGUUUUUUAGAUUAAUCAUCAAGUAAAAUAUUAUUUUCAAAAUAAAAUUCUACAGAAAAAUUCUGCUGGCUAUGAUAUACACAUUUUUGGACAAGAUAGGAACUAGAGCCAAAAGUAGUAGUUGAUAAUUUUAUUUGCUAUGCCCUAAUUUGUAAGAUUCUUAUCAGUUAAAUCUGUAGGGUUUUUUUUUUUUUUUUUUUUAAACCAUCAUGAUGUUUGUGAUUCUUAUUAGGAAUAUCAGUGUUAGAAUUAAAAAAAUUGGGGCUUGGGUUGUGGCUCAGCAGUAGAACACUUCGCGCUCGCCUAGCACCGGUAGGACCCGGGUUCGAUCCUCAGCACCACAUAAAAAUAAAGGCAUUGUGUUGUGUCCAUCUACACCUAAAAAUAAAUAUUUUUUUAAAAAAGAAUUAAAAAUUUUGAGUUUUUCAUGUAUUUAAAUAAUCAUAUAUUUAUGGAAAAAUUAGAGAAAUCACUUCCUUGACAUGUGAUGAAGUGUUUACCUCUAGUGGUAAGAUUUUUAUAAUCACCUUCCAUGGUUUAGGAGGUGAAUGCUAUAACUUAUACAUUAUAAAUUAAUAAUUAGAUGUGUAGUUUGGUUAUGAAAUCUUUUCUAAAAUGACACUACCACAAAGUUUAUAAAUUCAUUUUUUGAGACAGUCAUUGCUCUGCCUUGGUUAUUAAAAAUGUCUUUUUUAAGAAAUUCUCUUUAAAAAAUAUUUCUGGUGUAUUAAUCAUACUUGAUUUUUGUGAAGUGGGGGGUAAACCACACCAUUAAGAGAAUAAAGUGAAAUCCAGAAGAGAUAAUUAUAAGAUUUGUCACAGGCCCCAAAAACAUAAAUAAAGAUUGGUGUGGAAUCUCAUUAGUGUACAUGUUUUCUACCAUUGUAGACUUACCUUUUGUUAGCAUGUUUCUAAUGGUAUUAUAUAGUAAAUUUUUCAAACAUAGUCCAUUUUUAGUGUGAAUUGUUGCUUCAAAGAAACAUGAACUGUAAUGGUAUUGAGUUUUAAAAUUUUUAUUUGGGAAUUUUUACAUAGGAGUUGUGGUAGACCCAAAGUUCCUAUAAUAUUGCCUAUGGACACCUUUACAUUUAAACUUUUUUUUCCCCUCCUACAUAAACUUACUUUAAUUUUUUCAAACUUCUAAAAUGUACUGAGUAUAGUUAAGUAUGGAAGUAGCAUUAGAGUUAUUGGAUUGACCUGGCUCUGCUAAAUUGAUGUAUUUAGGAAAAUCACUAAAUUACUGUGGCCUUCUAUUUCUUUAGCUUGUAUAAGGAACAAAGUAGAUGUUCUCUUCCAGCCCUUAAGUGCUUCAGGUUUAUACACACACACACACACACACACACACACAAUACCUUUAUUUAAUUUAUUUUUAUUUUUAUGUGGUGCUGAGUAUUGAACCCAGUGCCUCACAUGUGCCAGGCAAGCCCUCUGCCACUGAGCUACAGCCCCAGCCCAAGUGCUUCAGUUUUAAGUAGAAUAUGAUUGUAGUGUCAAAUCUAAAAGCAAAAGUGAGCUUUUAUUAGCUAUCAAAUUAUGCACAUAAUACAUAAUAUGCAUUACAUUUAUAUUAUAAAAGUUUACCAGGUAUCAUCCAUAGUUUUCUUGUACAUUAGUUAAAUCUGUCACAUUCUAAUUGUGAUAGUGCAAAUUAUGAUACAUUUAUUUUAAAUUACCAAUUUUUGUAGAAUUUUGAGUAAAUACACCAGCUAAAUAGAGUGAAUGUAGGAAUAUAUCAUUUCAAAAGUAUAAAACUUUGUUAACCAUUAAGGAAGCACUUUUCCCUUAAAAGUUUAUUACAUAAAAUUAUAAAGCCAAAUUAUGAAAUAUUGGAUAGGUAUUAGAAUUUUCUAGCGAAAUAGGAAAAUAAACUAGUAAACUCUAGUUUACAACAGGUUUAUGGGUGAGACCGUAGAGAUACUUGGAAAAUAAUCCCCAUCACUGACCAUACACUGCAUUACAGCCAACACAACUUUGUUUCCAACACAGCUGAGGUCUAGGAUCAUUGGAAAAACCUUUUGUUGAUGUUUGUAGAGAAAAGUACCAUGACCCUCUUAAUGUAUCUGGGCCAAACAGUUCUGAUGAUUCAAAAAGCCAUUGUUUCCUAUCAGUAUUUAGGCAAAUCAUUGAUCGCCUUUGUUGAACUGGGACGGCUUUGAAACCCGUGUGGUAUGGUGCAAAUAAAACCAUUAGAACUUUAAAUCCAUAUUUCCCUUGAAUCUGUCACUUCAACAAAUUUGUAUAAUACAUGCUAAAUUUUCUUUUGUGCAGAGUUUUCUGCCUUCAUUUGGAGGUAUGGUCAUGUAUCUAAGGAGAGAGGAAAUCUGAAGAAGACAUAGCAGCUGAAAAGCCUGCAACCACUGUUAAGAGGAGGUCAAUAUUUUAGCUAUAGGUGGAAAGACUGUUCCUGAGUAACAAACUUCACUCGUUCUGAGAACCUUUACUUAUUUGGAUCUGCCUGAUAGAAUAAAAUUUUUACCUUCAACAUUGAAAAUUUAUCAACAUCACCUAAGGAAAGGCCUUUUAUAUAUUCAAAAGUAAAAUGUGGGCUGGGGCUGUUGCUCGGUGGCAGAGCGCUUUCCUAGCAUGUGUGAGGCACUAGAUUCGACCCUUAGCACCACAUUAAAAAUAAGUGAAUAAAAAUAAGGGCAUUCUGCUCAUCUACAACUAAAAAAAAAAAAAAAAAAAAAAAUUACAAAACAAAAAAACGUCACCACUAUUCGUAGCUCCACAUGGAAGUUUACCAAGGCUGAAUGUCUUUGGAUACAUAAUCCUGUCCAGGAGAUUAUGUCAUUUGCAGAAAUUUAAAAGUUUGGGAUCUUGAGCUGGACAUGGUGACACACCUGUAAUCCUAGCUAUACUGGAGGCUGAGACGGGAGCGUGGUAAGUUCUAGGCCAGCGUGGGCAAUUUAGCAAGGUCCUGUCUCAAAAAUUAAAAAGGGCUGGGGACUCAGUGGUAAAACUGCUGGGUUCAAGCCCCAGUACAAAACAACAUAAAUUAAGACUUUUUGCCAUCUGAUAUUUGAGUGCCUUUGAAAGGGAAACUGUUACACGUAAAGAAUAAGCAUUUCCAUACUUUUCGUGAUUUUAAUCAUUAGGGUCGGUGUCUUACAUGGAGACAAAUGUCCUUGGGGAGACAUUUGUUAGAACUACAAGGGAAUGAAAGCACAAAGUAGUGGCAUGAUUUUAUACUUAUAACUAUGACUAUGAGGUUUUCAGGUGGUCAUAUAGGAAUAGUCAGAGGUUAUACAGGAGACGACCAUUUAUAUUAUUGGAAGCAAUUUAUAGUUUCAUUUGCAUCCACAAUUUGCUAGAUGUUCAAAAGAACUUGCAACACGUUCAGGAUGAAAAUAAUCAUAGAAGUCGGCAGUAGAUGGCGCGAGUGGGUCUCGGAACCUUUCUGUUGGGGAUCUUCGGAGAGAGGAACCGGAAAAGAAGUGGGACCCUUUGCCACUAUGUGGGGAGGCUGGAAGCUGAACUUCUUUGGGGGUCGCUUUUUAAGAGUGCUUGGGUCUGGGUGCCGGGGCAUACAGGCGGAGCGUCUUCGCCUAAUUUCCUGGGCGGAGAAUCAGCCCACUUGGACUCUACAAAUUAAACCAUGGGUUUUCAAUGAAUACAAAACCAUGUGGUUCAAAUCCUGUAGGAUGACCUUUUCCUGUUUGAAUAGAAUAAAAAAUUACAGGUCCCCUUGGAAAAGACUGUAUAGUACUUCACAGUCCACAGUUGACAGCAGUGAGGUAAAAACCUUCCGGGCCCUGGCUCAUAAGUGGUGGGAUGAACAAGGAGUAUAUGCUCCUCUUCAUUCUAUGAACGACCUGAGGGUGCCAUUUAUUAGAGACAAUCUUUUGAAAACAGUUGCUAAUCACCAACUAGGAAAACCUUUGUCUGGGAUGAAGAUUCUUGAUGUUGGCUGUGGUGGUGGAUUAUUAGCUGAACCUCUAGGGCGAUUAGGUGCUUCAGUUGUUGGAAUAGAUCCUGUGGAUGAAAAUAUUAAAACAGCACAGCACCAUAAAUCAUUUGAUCCAGUCCUGGAUAAGAGGAUAGAGUACAGAGUAUGUUCUCUGGAAGAAAUUGUGGAAGAGAAGGCAGAAACUUUUGAUGCUGUUAUAGCUUCUGAAGUUAUAGAACAUGUGAAUGAUCUAGAAACAUUUAUACAGUGCUGCUGUCAAGUGUUAAAACCUGGCGGUUCUUUGUUCAUUACUACAAUCAACAAAACACAACUGUCAUAUGCUUUGGGAAUUGUUUUUUCAGAGCAGGUUGCAGGUAUUGUACCAAAGGGUACUCAUAUAUGGGAGAAGUUUGUUUCACCUGAAAUGCUAGAAAGCAUUCUGGAAUCAAAUGGUCUGUCAGUUCAAACUGUGGCAGGAAUGCUGUAUAACCCCUUCUCAGGUUACUGGCAUUGGAACAAAAAUACCAGCCUUAACUAUGCAGCGCAUGCUGUGAGAUCCAUGGUACAGGAACACACAGUGCCUGCUGCUAAUGCUGCCACCAGCCCAGGUGUGCACGAAGAGCUGAAGAAAUGAAUUGUUUCUGAGGACUGUAGUAUUAGGGCUGAAAGUCUGAUGUUUACAGAUUCAAAAAAUAUACAACUUAUAUUUUGAGAGAGAAUCAUAAAUAAAAGAAGGUCAUUAAAAGAGCUAAA